Magallana angulata is the source of this 2139-nucleotide messenger RNA. Its product is annotated as heat shock 70 kDa protein 12A-like. The record is from RefSeq and is a predicted model, not a curated record. Gene Ontology annotation, molecular function: ATP binding; ATP-dependent protein folding chaperone. NCBI's taxonomy places the organism in Eukaryota, Metazoa, Mollusca, Bivalvia, Ostreida, Ostreidae. The transcript has 4 exons. Bases 1 to 1755 code for a protein of 584 amino acids.
AUGGCUGGCGGUACUAGCUCUUUGGACGGCAAGCUUCUUGUCGCUGCCAUAGACUUUGGGACAGCAUACAGUGGUUAUGCCUUUUCUUUUCGGAAUGAUUACCGUCUGGAUCCCUUAAAGAUUGAAGUAAACCACUGGACCGGAAAUGCGUCCCAAACGAUGUCACCAAAGGCUCCUUCAUCUGUUCUCUUGAAUCCUGACAAAACCUUCAAAUCUUUUGGAUAUACGGCAGAAGAAGAAUAUUCAAGUCUUGUCGAGAAUGGGCAGCACCGAGAUUGGUACUUCUUUACGAAGAUUAAAAUGAGACUGCUCUAUCAUGAGAAAAUUUCUCGAACAGCUACUAUUGAAGAUGAAUGUGGUAAACCAGUGCUAGGGCUAACCAUUCUUAGUAUGAUCAUUCGCUACCUUAAAGGAGAUUUGUUUAAAAGAUUGGAGCAGAGAGGAAUGCCUUUAAGAGAUCAAGACAUUCUUUGGGUGCUUACGGUUCCUGCCAUUUGGUCAGAUGCUGCUAAACAGUUCACCAAGGAAGCUGCAGAAGAGGCGGGAAUAAAACCUAAUGAUGUCAUGCUGGUGUAUGAACCAGAGGCUGCAGCAUUGUAUUGUCGAUUUCAAACAAACCAAAAUAUUGCCAAUGUGAAAGAUGAAAGCAAUCUUUUGAAGAAAAAGAUGUUGGUGUUUGAUAUGGGAGGGGGCACAACAGAUAUAAGCGCCAUUGAGAUCAAAAGUGAGAAAGAAAUUCACAUCGUAGAAAGAGCUUGUGGGGGCGCAUUUGGCGGAGUCUACAUUAACGAAAAGUUUAUUCAGUGGCUGGAGGACGUGUUUGGAAAAGACACUAUAACGAAAUUUAAAACAGAACAUCGAUCUGACUAUAUGUUGCUGAUUGAAAAUUUCGAAAACAAAAAACGUUUAAUAGACCCAAGCAAUGACAAAAAGAUAUGCCUUCCGAUCCCCUUGUCUCUAAAAUCAAUCGCAGAAAAACUUUGGGGGUAUUCUAUCCAAGACCGGUUUAAAAAGAUGGAAAUAAAUGACGUGCAGCUUAAAGGUCGCGGGAAGGUAUUCUUUCCCUCUUCGUUUUUGUUAGAAAACUUUUUCAUCCCGAUUGGAAAAGAUGUUUUUGAGGAGCUGCAACAUAUCCUCUCCAAACAUGCAGAUAUUGACUGCGUGGUGGCCGUUGGAGGGUUAGCUCAGUCUCCUGCCGUUGUCUCUGAGAUUCGGAAAUACACAAGAGACAUACCUGUGUACGUUCCGUUCGAUUCAUCCUUAGCAGUAGUCAGUGGUGCAGUGCUAUAUGGACAUGAGAAUAAUAUCAUUAAAGCUAGAGUCUGUCCUUAUUCUUAUGGCAUUCAAACGAUGAGACCGUUUAUUAAAGGAGAUGAUGAAAAGAAAAAGGUUGUUCAAGAAGGAAAAACGUGGUGCAAACAAUGUUUUAGAGCCCUUUACAACGCUGGAGAUCUUGUGAAACUAGGGGACGUGUCUUCAUAUGACUUGGAGGAGUCAUUUGAAGAUGAAAACAGAAAGCAUAAGCGGUUUCUCCCAAUACGCUGCGUUAUGUUUAUAUCGAAGAAAAAAGAUGUUAAGUAUAUCACCGACAAGGGAUGCAUUGAACAUGGAACAAUCGAAAUUGAAGCUCCAGAAAAUGGAUUUCCAGUUCAUUAUGAAUGUACUGUUGAACUUGAAUUUGCUGGAACAGAAAUUAUCGCUCGUUUAAAAGACGAAAAAGGUACUAAAACUAUCAGACUAGAAUUCAUGAAUUAAGGAGUAAAUCAUUCUCUCAAUGUGCUGUUGUAUUCUUAUAUGAGAACUUAGCGAUGGACUGAUAUGUUAUUUCUAAUAAAAGAAUUAAGAAACAUUAUUUGAAGAAAUCUGCAAAAUUAAAAAAAAAUUAGCAUAAAGCUUUCUAAUAAAUUUCAUAAAUUUAACAAAUUUGUACAACACCUAAACCUAACUCAAUCUAGUUUUUACAUGAAGAAGUAUAUGAAUCAUUUAUUACAAUUUAGAUUUCUACAUUUAUUCGUUGUUUGUUGACCGUUGAUUUUUAAUUAUUUAGACUUUUUUUUAAAUCCGUAAAUAAUAUUGACCAAAUCUAGUGUGCAACGAGAUGAAGAAAAUAAACUGAGAAAUUGUGAAUUUAGAGAUGAC